Messenger RNA from Odontomachus brunneus, 2706 nucleotides. RefSeq lists its product as uncharacterized. The record is from RefSeq and is a predicted model, not a curated record. The coding region runs from base 664 to 1311 and encodes 215 amino acids. The transcript is spliced from 2 exons. Lineage: Eukaryota; Metazoa; Arthropoda; Insecta; Hymenoptera; Formicidae.
UAGAAAUAUCAUACUAAGAAUCAUUGAUAGUUACUUAUUUUCAGUAUUAAAAAUACUGGAUAAUAAGUAAUUAUCAAUGAUUCUUAGUAUGAUAUUUCUAUAAGGGCCUAGGGUCUUAAAAAUAAGAAGCAGUAGGCCUUAUAGCGAGGAAAAAUUUUUAAAGUCGAUUUGAGCGCCUUUUGUGUAGCGCGCUACUGUGCCGAUUUAGGAGUCGGACAUACGUUGUUUUAGACGCGACGGAAAUUUUCCUCUAUUUCGCACUACGCUCUUCGUGAACACGCUGAGGCCAAUUUGGUUGUCAGCUACACUUAUUUUUGAAUUUUCGCUAAAUUUUGAUAUAGGUUUUCUAUUAUGAUGCGAGGAAUAUCUGGUGUUGUGGUUCAAGGAAUCUUUGUAAUACUCAGUGUUAUGUUUGGAAUUCGAGAUAAAUAUUAUUAUUUAAUAGACCAUAUCACUACAAGUUCCUCGCAGGAAUUGGUGGUGAUCAUGCGCCGAUCACGUGAAUCGUGUCGAAUCCUCUUUUAGAAGAUUCGCGAUGACAAUAUAUUAUUUCUGAUUGUUGGGAAUCUUAGACAGUUUUCUGUUUAGAAUACUGCUUAGAAUACUAUUUAGAAUACUAGUGAAUAUUUUACUUCAGUUUUUAUUUUAAACUUUUUAACGAACAUGAGUGAAAAGAGAAAAGUGUAUGCUAGAAAAAAGGUACUAAGACUAACAGCUAUAAAAAGGAGUAAAAUAUCAAACAGACGUCUACAGAAUCGAUACGAAAAGGAAGAAAGUCCCGAGAACGUGAGCAUGCCUGCUCAAAAACUCAAUACAUCCAGGAACGACUAUGAUGUUGAAGUGAAUAAUGAAAUCGGGUAUUGUUUGAUAAACUUUCUCACUAUUUUUGCUGCUAUUGCUGAAGUGGUAUGUAAGAAAUGCGGAAAAGACGUAAAAUUUAGUGAAGCAAGUAAGCGCAGCUUGGGCUUCAAAAUUAUUGUUUCUUGCAAAGAAUGUGGACAAACUGCUAUAUCUAGCUGUCCUUAUGUUAAUAAUGGAUACGAAGUUAACCGUUGCAUAAUGCUCGCAAUGCGUUUAUUGGGUGUAGGUUUACAUGGUAUAAAUAAAUUUUGUGGAUUUAUGGAUCUUCCGCGACCGAUUUUCCAAUCAUUUUAUGAUAAAAUUAUUGCAAAACUCGCUACGGCUACAGCAGCAGUUCGUUUGGAAUGCACAAAAAAGCAGCUGAAGAAGAAAAGAGACUUUCUAAAAAAAAAUAAGCAGGUCGAUGGUUUUACGACGGUCGAUGUUUCUGGCGACGGAUCAUGGCGGUAAAGAGGAUUUUCAUCUUUGUACGGAUUAGUGACUCUUAUCGGUUGGUACACAGAAAAGUUGGUAUACAAAAAGUCAUCGACAUCGUAGUAAAAUCUAAGUACUGUAUAUCCUGUGAAUUUUGGAGUAAGAAAGAAGGUACAGCUGAAUACGAUGAGUGGGCGAAGACGUAUUCAAAUGAAUAUCAAAUUAAUCAUGACGGCUCAUCUGGUAAGAUGGAAGUUGAUUCCGUGAUCGAGAUGUUUCAGCGCUCCGAAACACUUCACAAUGUUAAAUACGUUAAUUAUAUCGACGAUGGCGGCAGCAAGACCUUCAAAGGAGUUUUAGAUGCUAAUCACUACAAACAUUUUGCAGUAAAAAAGAAAGAGUGCAUAGAUCACGUGCAGAAUGGGGACGCGCUUGCGAAAUUUAAAAAGAGGGACUCGGCGGUAAAGGUAAACUUACCGGUAAAUUAAUCGAUGAGUUAUCAAUCUACUACGGAUUAGCUAUUCGUCGCAAUCCUGACUCUAUGGAGAAGAUGAGAAACGAUAUAUGGGCGACGUUAUCAUAAACUUUCAAGUGAUGCGCAGCUGCAGCACGAGAAAUGCCCAGAAGGCGAGCAAUCGUGGUGCUCCUGGCAAUGAGCGAAAGCUGCCAAUACUUUACAUCAAUACGUGCAUAAACCACCUUUUCACCCAGAUGUUUUCACAGCUAUUAAGCCUAUAUAUGAAAACCUAAGCAGCGAUGAUUUGCUAAGUCGUUGCCUUGGAGAGUACACACAAAAUAAUAACGAAAGUUAUAAUAAUUGUGUGUGGAGCAUAGCUCUAAAAGCAUUCUCCAGCGGUAAAAUAGUACUUGAUAUCUCCGCAGAUAUUGUCACUUGCCAUUUUAAUGAUGGAUUCAAUGGUAUAAUGAAAAUAAUGCAAAUAUUAGGAGUUGAUGUGGGCCUAAUUUGUAAUAACUUCUGUGUACAAGCUGAUGCGCGCCGCGUCAAAUUUGUAGAGCGCAAGACGUUUGACGCAAAAGAUGCUCGGAGAGGUUCUAAAUCAACCAGGGAAGAAAAAGAGGAGACUAAUUUGGACUUGGAAGGGCAAUUGUAUGGAGCAGGCAUCGCAGAUUGAAGGUGUAACCGUUCAAGAAAUCUGCUAGCCGCGAAGGGCCGUAACGAAAAAGUGGCUGCGCACGAGAGGCUGUACACGCGCUAUUUUGGAUAAAAAAAUAAAAAAAAAAAUCAUUUUACAUACUUUAAUGUUUGUAGAAUAAAGUCCUUAAAAGAGAUUUUUCAUUUUAUUUUCUCACCUCUAAAAAUGUCGUUAAAAAUCAGGCUUAUUUUCCUACAGUGACUUAGUUUCUACAGUGGUUUUACCCCUUAAUCAAGCCGAUCCCUUUCUCUCCGAGACCCAUCGAGGCACGGUCGUG